Molecule: messenger RNA, 1080 nt
Organism: Sceloporus undulatus (fence lizard)
Lineage: Eukaryota; Metazoa; Chordata; Lepidosauria; Squamata; Phrynosomatidae
Product: A.superbus venom factor 2-like
Exons: 10
Coding region: 1-921 (306 amino acids)
Cellular component (GO): extracellular region
Molecular function (GO): protein binding
Source: RefSeq, a predicted model, not a curated record
AUGGAGAGAAGGGCCUCUUCCGAGGAUCUUAUUGCCCGGGCUGGUCAGAAGGAGCUAAAGGGAUCCCUGCAAGCUGUCAACAUCAGAAUCUGCACAAGGUAUCUUGGUGAAGUUGAUGCCACAAUGUCAAUCAUUGAUGUCUCCAUGCUCACUGGUUUUGCACCUGACGUCAAUGACCUUAAAAGGCUUUCUGAAGGAGUCGACAGAUACAUUGCCAAGUUCGAAAUUGACAAAGGCUACUCUGAAAGGGGGAACCUCAUAAUUUACUUGGACAAGGUCUCUCACUUGAAAGACGAAUGUGUGCAAUUUAAAGUUCAUCAGUUCUUUGAAGUUGGUCUCAUUCAGCCAGCUUCAGUGAAGGUUUACAGCUAUUAUAAUCUAGAUGAGCAGUGCACCAAGUUUUACCAUCUGUCCAAAGGAAGUGGCCUCCUCAGUAAGAUAUGCCAUGGAGACGUUUGCCGAUGUGCAGAAGAAAGCUGUUCCUUGCUCAACAAUGUAGAAGAAAAUGUUGACCUGCAGAUACGAGUUGAAUUGGCCUGCAAACCAGGAGUGGAUUAUGUGUACAAAGCCAAGCUGGUUCGAAGUGAAGAGGAAAAUGGUUAUGACAACUACUUCAUGAAAGUUCUGGAAGUUAUUAAAGAAGGGAGUGAUCCAAAUCCACUUGCCAGUCCUCGCAAGUUUAUCAGCCAGAUGAAAUGCAGGGAAAAUCUGAAUCUGCAGCUGAACAACGACUAUCUGAUCUGGGGUGUCAGCACUGACCUGUGGCCUGCCAAGAAUGAUUUCAGCUACCUCAUUACCAAAGAUACCUGGAUUGAGAGGUGGCCAGAUGAGGAAGAAUGCCAAGAUGAAAAUAUGGAGGACUUAUGCAAUGACUUCCUCCGGUUUUCCCAUACAUUGACAUUUUUGGGCUGCCAGGUCUAACUGGAAAGGAGUCAGCUUCACUGUGUUACUUUUAUAAGGCUGUUUUUUUAGCUGUUGCUCAGAAGACACCUUCCCUCCUUAAGUUUUAUCUUUUAUCUUUUUGCUCUCCUUUCCCCCACUCCAAAUGGUUUAUGUAUAAAAUAAAGGCCUUAUUUGUUA